GUAUUGUGAUUUGGACAGGGAUGUCAGCUUUAACAGGUUAGUGGGAGAAAUUCCAAAUGACAUAAAAGGAAAGAAUUUGAUAUUCGUGUUUUUGAGUGGCAACAUGCUAAGUGGAAAUGUACCAGAUUCAAUCUUGAAGGAUGGACGUAGUAUUGAUUUUUCCUACAACAACCUUACAUGGCAAGGUCCUGAUCAGCCUGCUUGUCAGGAGAACAUGAAUCUAUACAUAAAUUUGUUUAAAAGCUCUCUGAAGGAGAACCCCUUAAAGAGAAUUCUUCCAUGUAUGAAGGAUUUCAAUUGUCCAAGAUAUGGAUGUUCGUUACAUGUUAACUGUGGUGGAAAUGAUUUGACUACGAAAGAAAAUGAUAAAAAGGUUUUGUACGAAGGAGAUGCACAAGUCGACGGUGGCGCGGCAAAAUAUUUUAAUAGUAUAAAUAGUUAUUGGGGUUUCAGUAGCACCGGGGACUUCAUGGAUGAUACUGAUUACCAAAAUGCACGUUUUACUAAAGUUGUUCCAUCAACAAACUUCUCUGAAUUGUAUAGGACGGCACGCAUUUCGCCUCUUUCACUCACUUACUUCCGUUACUGCUUAGAAAAUGGGAAUUACACUGUUAGUCUGCACUUUGCUGAAAUACUUUUUACAAAUGACAAUACAUAUAGCAGUCUUGGGAAGCGAAUAUUUGAUAUUUAUAUUCAGGGACAAUUAGUUAGGAAGGAUUUCAAUAUUGAAGGUGUGGCUAGUGGGGCUCUAAAGCCAGUGAUAGAACAAUUCAAUACCAGUGUGACAGAUAAUAUCUUGGAAAUCCGAUUUUAUUGGGCUGGCAAAGGGACUACACGUAUUCCUAAGAGAGGUGUUUAUGGCCCCAUAAUAUCAGCUAUUUCGCUUAAUCCUAGUAAGUAAUUUGUAUAGCUUUCUUUCC
Camellia sinensis is the source of this 920-nucleotide messenger RNA. The record is from RefSeq and is a predicted model, not a curated record. Lineage: Eukaryota; Viridiplantae; Streptophyta; Magnoliopsida; Ericales; Theaceae.